Messenger RNA from Macrobrachium nipponense, 1119 nucleotides. RefSeq lists its product as uncharacterized. The record is from RefSeq and is a predicted model, not a curated record. The transcript is spliced from 4 exons. NCBI's taxonomy places the organism in Eukaryota, Metazoa, Arthropoda, Malacostraca, Decapoda, Palaemonidae. The coding region runs from base 724 to 1119 and encodes 131 amino acids.
UGACAUCAGUCGUGGCGCGAUGAGCAACGUUCGCCAAGCUCGUGCUCGCGUUAUUCGUUUUUGUAUUGCGCGCAUUUUUUCAAUCAUAGUGGUAUAUUUUUCUAGAAUAUAAAGUUUGUAGGAAUAUAUUUGAAAAGUUUUAUAAUAGAUGAUACGGUAUCAUUAAAAUGAAAGGUGCCAAAUAUGAAACAGACUUACGAAAUGUGAUUAGAAAUGUAGAAGUAAGAUUUCUCAAUAUAUGAAUUUUACAAGAAGUGACAAAAUCGAACCUACGUUUUGUGUUAGAGGUGACGUUUAGAGUGACAAAUUAGAGAGAGAACCUAAGUUAUGCUCAGCAUGGAUUCUUGAGCGAGCUGCGAUCUUUCGAAUACGAGGUGCCAUUUCUUCAAUUUGAUUAUAUCACUCGAAGUGUUAUUUCUCAGGAAUAUCAGUUGUGGUAAUUACUGACAGUGUGAAAGAAACAAAGCUAAUAAGCCGGCAAGGGUUUAUUAAUUUGGCGCUCGUCCUCCUUGUUGGGAAAAACAGCUGCGAAAAGAAGUAUUGAUUCUCAGGGCAAUAGGAGACGCCCCACUGCAAGUAAUUACGCUCUCGGCAAUUUCAUCUGGACUUCCGUAGUAGUCGUCGUCGACAAUUCCGAACACGGAAGAAAUACUGCCACGGCGUCCGGAGCGCUAUCCGACCCUCCGGAAUCUGAAAGGGUGCUAUCAGUUAUCCGACGCCGUAAUGGAAACGUCGGGAUGGCGUCUCCGGAGGCAGGCGUACGCCAAAUCCUGCAGUACGCCCACUCACAGGACUCUUCGCAUCCUGGCCGAUUGCUUCCAUGGGCAGGUCGUGCAGGGUCUUGCGGCAUCCCGAGAAGAAGAGGAGGACUGCCCACUCUAUGACCCCGGGGGGACACCUGCCCUUCGUGAUCCGCCUUUGUUGUUACAUCAUGUGCUGCACGCUCGUACGCGCGCACGUGCUCUGGGGUGCCUCCCGAAGCAUCAUUCUCAGAUAGAGAGGAAAACAAAACCUGUUAAAACACUUAGAGAUGAAAAAGCUAGUUUUAGAAAAGUGACCGGCCUUGUACAGAUCAAGUAUUUGUGUGGAGACAGUUUGUUCAGCAGUAUAUGGAUUUAA